AUGUCGCGAUUAGCCCGCUCUGCCAUUGUGAUAGCAUCUUCCCGUAGUGCUAUUCUUCCUCAUAUUCCGCCUCCCCCGACAGCAUCAGCAUCUGACCCAUAUGCCGGGGACAACAAUGUUCGUCGGUUGAUGGCAGAACUGACCGCCUUAUACAUGCUCGCUUGGGGCCGAGUGUGUGGACUUAUGAUUUACCCGGAAACUACACCGACCCGGGACAAGGAACUGUGCUCGCUAUCGGUAAGCGCGGGCUCACCUCCCUUGGACUCCCCAAUGAUGGUCGCGCUCGUAUUUACGUCGAGGACCAGCAAUAUGUUCCGCGGCCGCCGUCCUGAUAUGGUAUGCUGGAAUUGUCUUCCUAUCAUGGUCUACAACGCCGGCCAUCACGAUACGACCGCAAGGGCAAUCUCUCACAUUUCAAGUCUAGAUAGCAGAAAAAUGUUAGCCGUCAGGGUGCGAAGGAGGCCAGCACCCGCCGCCGUGUGCAAGGAGAGUGUGGGGAGAGGGGAGGCGAAAUAUAUACAUCUGUUGUCCUGGCGAAUCCAUCGUAACAGUAAUACUAAUACCCAAUAA
Messenger RNA from Aspergillus piperis CBS 112811, 570 nucleotides. RefSeq lists its product as uncharacterized. The transcript is spliced from 4 exons. The record is from RefSeq and is a predicted model, not a curated record. Bases 1 to 570 code for a protein of 189 amino acids. NCBI's taxonomy places the organism in Eukaryota, Fungi, Ascomycota, Eurotiomycetes, Eurotiales, Aspergillaceae.